AUGGGUGGUAGCUGCGAAAACUACAGUUCGUGUUCAGCGUCUGAGAGGAGAACGACAAAGAGAUUGUGUGAUUGUGGAGUGGAAUCUCCACUUGUUACAACAUGGAAUGGAGGAGGCAACCAUGGCAGGGCGUUUUAUGGGUGUGGGUUGUACAAGGCAUAUGGGAAGAGAUGUUGCUCCUAUUUUAGAUGGUAUGAUGAAGAUGGCUAUGGAAGGGACAACAGAGGUCGGGAGCAGAAGAUAAUUGCAGCAACGGCAAGGAAAAUACAGGAGAAGACUAAGACUGAAAAAGACUUGAAGAUUGCUUUGGUCAUUUGUGUGUUUGUCAUAAUUUUGUUGUGUUUCACUUAUGCCAUUAAGUGA
Lotus japonicus is the source of this 363-nucleotide messenger RNA. RefSeq lists its product as uncharacterized. The transcript is spliced from 2 exons. NCBI's taxonomy places the organism in Eukaryota, Viridiplantae, Streptophyta, Magnoliopsida, Fabales, Fabaceae. The coding region runs from base 1 to 363 and encodes 120 amino acids. Gene Ontology annotation, molecular function: zinc ion binding. The record is from RefSeq and is a predicted model, not a curated record.